GAUCAUAGUAUUGGUCUCGCUUUGCUGGUUACCCAUUUACUUUCUAGUUGUGUAGUGCUGAUCCACCGUUGCUUCUACAAGGAAUGGUCUUGUGUAUUCUGUAUGCUUGUUGAAAAGGAGUAUCAGCUCAGGAAAAGGGCUUCGUUUAUAAACAAAUUUUACAUCAUCAUUCAAUCAAGAAUAUAGAAUUCUGAGAAGUGGACACAAUUUUCACUGAGGUGACUAUUUACCUUUCUCAAAAUGUCAUCUGAUGACGAUCUAGAAAUACCGAAUGGCGACGUCGGGAUGGCCACAAAAGCGAGCAAAUCAACGUCACAUCACCCUAAAUACAACGAAAUGGUGGUGACGGCUAUUAAGGCACUGGAUGAGAAGAAGGGUGCUUCCGUGAUUGCGAUUAAGCAAUGGAUCAUACAGAGAUACCCGGAGAUUGAUCAGAGCAGAAUGAAGAACCUACUUCGAAUGGCUCUCAAAAGAUGUGACGACUCGGGAGCAAUAGUCCGACCUAAUAAGAAAUAUGAAUCCAUGGGCACCAUGACAGGGCGAUACAAGCUAGGUAAACCACCAAAACCAGUCAAGAAAGUCGUCAAAAAGAAGGCGGAGAAAAAGAAAGCGUCAGCGACCGGGAAAAAGAAGGUUCCCAAAUCUCCGGCGGGUAAGAAAGAUCGAAAGAAGAGCGAUAAUGAUAUCUUUGAUUAUGAAGAUGACACGGAGGGCAGUGAUCCCGAUGGCGGAAGAACCCCUCCGCCUUACAGGAAAAACCCCGCCAAGAAGCAACCGGCUAACCGACCACGGUCAGCGAGUGCAAGCGCAACGCCGAAGCCGAGGGUGAGUAAAUCCAAAGCAAUACAUCGACGAAGUAAGUCGCAAUCUCCAGCUCCGAGUAGGUUCAAGAAGACAAAGAAACCAGCAUCCAAGUCCCCGGCAAAGAAACCAGUAUCGAAGUCACCAGCCAAGAAAGCAUCUUCACUGGCGAAGAAAUCAAAAGCUAAACCAGCAGUGUCCCCAGCAGCUACAGGAAAGGGGAAGGCAAAGAAACCAUCUGCUAAAAAUAAGGAAAAGACGCCUACAAAGAAAGCUGCCAAGCCGACAAAGAAAAAGACAGUUAAGUAAAGUGUCCAGCCCACGCCCCCUUAAAAAAAAGAUAUCGAAAUGAUUUGAAUCUCAUUGGGAAUGCCCAUGACUAUUCAUUUUGAUGACCACCCCCUUCCCCUCCCCGAAAGUAACCUAAAAUAUUUUUUGUUGGUUAUAUCAGAGCUUGAAUAUUUAUCAAUAAUUUAUUGCAAAAGAUUAUGAUUAAUUGAUAUUGUGAUGCUCUUAUUCUUUGUUAAGUCCAGGCUGCCGUGCAUUUGCACAGGAGGCCUGACGUAGAUGCCAGCAGUUUAAAGUUAAUGUAUAUUCUAAUGCACUUUAGGGUAUUUUCUCAAAAGUUUGAUGCUUAGGAGUUGGACGAUGAAAACUUCAUGUGGAAUGAGAGAAACAUAAUUUAAGUAAACAUACUGCUUAUCGCUCAAAAAGUGAGAGAUAAUUCUGAAUAACAUUGAUCGUCGUGACGUCGUUUAACAUUCUAGUAAGCAGAUUUUUUUAGUAUUUGACUUAAUGUUGCAAACUGCGAGUCGUUUAAUAAAAAGAUGGGCUACAUGUUUAAAGAUGGGCUACAUGUUUAUAUAUAAAUAUUUCGUUAAUUUCAAGAUUAUUAUACCACUCUGUGUUCUGGGAAAAAAACGAAACCGAAAAUGUCGAUGUUAUCUUUUCUGAUAUGAUUAAUAAAUGAUAUAAAAAUUAUUGUAAUACUUAAUUAUGACACACGCUUCAAAUGACUGAGUAAAACAAUUUUAAGAAAGGAAACAAACAAUACAUUCGGCAGACGGUAUCUAAAGUUCUGUCUCAACAAUUCCAUAUCUGCUCUUUGAUAAAAGCAAUUACACUGUUUUGUGUUUUCAUUCCAAUUAUUUUACGAAAGACAUGCGUUUUUAUCAAUUGCCUACUAUAGCAAUGGUAUGGUUAAAAAAAACUAUGCUCGGCUAGUUGGGACAUUGGACUUCUCUUUGUAGUACUGUCUGACAAAUGUCUUUGGUAUCCUUUCUUCAAAUUAUUUUAUAUCCUGAUGUAGAUAUUGCAUCUUAGCAUCAAAUGAAAAUGGUGAUUCUAAUCUGUGCUAUAAUGGGCCACUAAUUACAUUUGUGUUAAGAUUAUAAUAAUCAUCAACUUUUUUUUCUUGGACGCAAUGUAGAAUUUAUAUGAACGGUGUCGAUAGUGUAAGAUGAAAGCUCCCAAGUCUUUGACUUAAGUUAAUUUGGGCUUACAAUUCACUUCAAGUAGUACGAUUUUUUUUUAAAUUUUACUAUAGGAAAGAAUUGUUAGCUGGAGCUACCCUAAAUCAUGAAAAUACUUUAUAAUAUCAUACAAUAUUUUCAAUGUUUCAGAUCUAUUGAUUUUGUGGAAGAUUGAUCGUUACAAUGACCAAUAUUUACAUGAUUUACUCAAAAUUGUACACUUAAUCUUGUACACUUAAAAAGGAAACGACUUUUUUGGGCGACCAUGUUUCACAAAAUUUAACAACCAUGUCAACUGCAAGUUACAAGAUGCUGUUUUCAUUAAAAAAGAUAGUUUUCAUUAGCCAAGAGCAAAUAGGCCUAUGGGAAUUUGAUCAUUAUUUAAACAAUUGGUAUUUAAGUUUUGUGAAACAGAGCUCCGGUGAUUCACAACUAGUUUCUUGUGUUCUUGUCAAAUUACUGUAAUGUUCAGAUUUUUAUCAAACCUCUUUGGAAAAAUUUUAAACAUUGUGAUCGUUGCUUUUUGUCUGUAUGAUGUAUCAGUAAUAAAAUCUUUGAGUAAUUGUG
Lytechinus variegatus (green sea urchin) is the source of this 2840-nucleotide messenger RNA. RefSeq names its product histone H1-gamma, late-like. The transcript has 2 exons. Gene Ontology annotation, cellular component: nucleosome. Gene Ontology annotation, biological process: nucleosome assembly. Gene Ontology annotation, molecular function: structural constituent of chromatin; DNA binding. Lineage: Eukaryota; Metazoa; Echinodermata; Echinoidea; Temnopleuroida; Toxopneustidae. The coding region runs from base 241 to 1110 and encodes 289 amino acids. The record is from RefSeq and is a predicted model, not a curated record.